Molecule: messenger RNA, 2976 nt
Organism: Fusarium keratoplasticum
Lineage: Eukaryota; Fungi; Ascomycota; Sordariomycetes; Hypocreales; Nectriaceae
Product: Zn(2)-C6 fungal-type domain-containing protein
Exons: 2
Coding region: 1-2976 (991 amino acids)
Biological process (GO): DNA-templated transcription; regulation of DNA-templated transcription
Molecular function (GO): zinc ion binding; DNA binding; DNA-binding transcription factor activity, RNA polymerase II-specific
Source: RefSeq, a predicted model, not a curated record
AUGAGCAACUUGAAUACAUCGGACUCGGUUCCGCCGCCGCCGCGUCCGAUCCGCUUCGUCCAUAACCAAGGACAACCGCCUUCCAAGCGUCGCCGGAUCAAUGCAGCGUGUUUGACCUGCCGAAAACGAAAGACGAGAUGCGCCGGCGAACGACCCUUCUGCUCUACUUGUACCAAGAAUCACCACCGAUGUCUGGGUUAUCCUGAGGAAAUUAAAAAGGAGGAUGGCGAAAAGCAAACACCUACAUCGAAACCCGACCAUGAACGCGACAACCAUGAACCUCACGAUCACCACGAGGACGAAGAUGAGAUCGAAAAGCCCAACCUCCACGUCCAGCGCACUCCCGACGCUCCUGCUCCACAAACAAUCCCCCAAACAACCACCGAGGCUACUCUGCCGCCCGCGAAACCCAUAGUUGAAACUCCACAAGACGACGAUGUGCCGAGUUUACGUCCACACCAUGGCCACCCUCUGUCCCUGGCCGCCGACCUUCCGCCCUCUCCCACUACGGUCCGUCGCUCCGAGAGUCAUCGUGUCCCGUACUUCCGCUACUUUGGCCCGACUGCUAUUGUUCCUGGCUUCAAACAAAUGGUUGUCUCGGUCCGCGAUCGCCGCCGAUCUACCGCUGGCUCGAUGGCUGGAACGUCGCCUGUGUCAACGCAUAGUGGCGCAUUAGGAAGCAGCUCUGCUGCCGAUAGUGAAGUUAUUGGCGAUGAUUUACCAACCUACGACCCCAACGACGCGGCUCCCGUUCAUCCGUUGAUCAUCAAUCUCGUAAAGACCUUCUUUCUACAGAUGGGUUCCAGUUAUCCGUUCCUCAAACAGGCGAGGUUCUUGCGCAUGGUCAAGGAAAAGAGAGUUGAGCCUAUACUGGUUGAUUCGAUAUGUGGUCUGGCUGCAAGGUUCUCGGAUGCUCCAGCCCUCACAAAUGGAAACGACAAGAUGCCGCGGACGGAACGUGGCGCGGUAUUUGCGCAAAGAGCCAGACAGGCUACUGUUGACACUUUCCCAUGCCCGACUGUAGGAGCUGUACAGGCCUGUCUUCUCAUGGCAUAUGAAGGUUUUGGAGCAAGCCAAGACAGCGCUCUUUGGAUGUAUCUUGGCCUUGCUAUCCGCAUGGCUGUCGAUUUGGGUCUGCAAAAAGAGGUUGGGGUUCAGUAUCAGGGUGAAAAAGACCCUCUGUAUGCCCUUCACUGGAGCCGUCAGUCAGGUGAAGAGGAAAGUCCUCAGGCAAAGGCGGAGGGGUCAAGCCCACCUAAUCCUGAAGAGCAAAAGGAGGUUGUCCAGGAACGGAUGGAUACGUUCUGGGCCGUCUUCAUUCUUGAUCGCGUCAUUUCUUCAGGGACAGGCCGGCCUGUAACGUUUCGUGAUGACGAUCUUGAACUCUCAUUUCCUGAGCCCUCGAUUGAUCCGGUCACUCACUGGCCAGCGCCCUACCCCAUCUUCCUCCAGAUUAUCCACCUCUAUGGGCGCGUCUGUGACGUGCUCAACAAGAUCCGCAAUGCGCAGGAUCUUAACAAGGAGACAUGGGAUAGGCUUGGCGAAAUGGAGCAUGAGUUGACCAAACUCUACAAGGGUUGGGACUGGAGGUUGCAGUUCAACGUGAGCAACUUCAAGGCGUACCUCGGUAUGGGCCAGGGAACCACAUUCAUCCUGCUGCACUUUUGGUUUCAUGCGCUGUUCAUCAUUCUUCAUCAGCCUACUCUCCUCACGCCCUUUGCUGAGCUUCGCAGCGAGCUGCAGCUAUUGCCAGACAGCCGCGAGCUAAGCAUGAGCAGCGCCAAGACGAUUUGCGAUAUCUUGUCUUUUGCGGACUUGAUUGAUCCAAAGAGCUUUAUUGGAAACCCAUUCACCAGCCAGCCGAUCUACAUUGCUGCAUGCGCGUUCCUUAUGGAGUCGAGUGCCAACGCCUCCGAGUCUCCAUCCCGAGCUAGCUCACCUCCGGGUUCAAAGCGACUGGAUGUACCACAGUUACCAGGCAGCAAGAGCCGAGAUGCCAAGCCGUCGAGGCAUUCUCUCCUAGCUUCAGCAGCCAACCAGAAUUAUCAAAAGUGCUACAAUUCACUGCAGCAGGUGCAGAUGUACUGGGGUGGUGUCACAUACAUUCUCACAGCUUUGGACCAAAAGGCCAAGGGGAUCUGGGACUGUGAGACAUAUACGACUGAAGAAUACGAGAGCACCAAGUUGCCUCGCAGGGGCAGCAGCGCCGCUCUAAGCAACCCAUUCCCAAGGUUCGAGAAUCAGGCUUCACCAAAGAUGUCUGGGCCACCCAUAGCGUGGAGCCUGGCAGGAACAGCCAACUCUCCCAACUCGAGCCUCACACUGAUGUAUCAGAAUAUUGAUUCAGCUGCCAUGUCAAGCGUGCAACCAAUGCAAGCAAUGAAGGCGCCCAGCACUCCUCCAGGUAACAUGGUCUAUGACCCCAUCCGUCAGAGCCUACCAGAUUCGACGAGUUUGCUGGCACCGGCUUAUCCUCAACCCAACAUCUCAGCGGUUAGACAGACUUCUCGGCCGUCAGUGCCCCGACGACAUUCAAACAUGUCAGCAACAAGCGGGCAGAGUCGACCGACUGUCAAGUUUGACGGGUUGCCCGACGGCGACGGGACCGAGCUUUACGCAGGCCCAAAGUUCACACCUUCGAGCCAACAAUCGAAUGGAUUCGAUACAUAUAGUGUCUCUCCACCAGCCGCCAUGAGGGAGAAUGGGGGAGUGAAUGUGGCCACCACGCUCUCAGGGGCAAACAACAUGGCAAAUGGCACGGCCAACAUGUACUUUGGCCAAGGCAACUUUCCCUACCAAAUGCCUUGGGCUGCUCCAAUGGGAAACAUGGAUGCCAUCACGUUUGACAGCCAGGACAUUGAUAUCGGUGCUUUGGGGUUGCAGCAACCAGAGCUGAUGGCUCCAUGGAUGGGUUAUGUUCCUGAGGGUGUGCUGGGAUUUUUUGAGCCCCCUGAUAUGAACCAGGGCAACCAAUGA